UGCUCUUUGUUAAAUUGAUUGAAUUGGGUUCAUAUGAAGAUCAGGAGUGGGAUUCAAGCAGAGUCGCACUCUUUCUUCUGUCAUGAUAGUUGUGAUAAUAGUUUUGCAAUUGUGUUGGAACUCUUGUGGGAUGGGGUAAAGAGUGUGCAUCAAAUCUAGUCACAAUUUUGGUUUUACAGUUAUUUAUCCCCUCCAAUUAAUGUGCAAUUAGGAUGGUUGAAUGUUUGUACUUUGAUCCUAUCACCACCACGUAUUAUUGGUAGGUAUAGCAUUUGUCUUGUGGUUUGGUGAUAUUAAGGUGUGAUCAUAAACCUUGUUGGUUUGGUUGACGGUGCCUGUAAUCCUUGAUGCUAAAGAAUCUUAGGAAACUAAUCUGUUACGCUAGGGGUUGUUGGGAGCUGUAUUAUCUUUCCAUGUCCACUUUUUUCGUGGUUUGUGUAUUUGCAACAUUGGAAUUGCUUUUGAGCUUCACUCAUAAACAAGUGAACUUAUGAUUUGUGUCGUAUGGCAUUAAACAGAAGCUUCAACGAUAGAUUGCGCUGCAAAUCUUUGGGCCUUGAUAAUCUGUAAAUACAUGCAUUCGGUCCACUGAGGUUAAAAGCUAAACGAGGUUCAUUCUCGGUGUCUGAAAUGGGGUUAUUGUACAUCUCUCAUUAUUUUUUCAGCUUGGGGUUUCGCAAAUGCACGUUUGACAAUUCUAGUCUUUUUAAACAGUGUCGACCCCCCACGUAUCUGCACAUGAACAGAUUCUUCAAACAAUCCUAUAGGCCAUAGACAUAGCUUUUAUUGGUUAGUUUGGUGAAUUCAGAUGAAUUUUUGAGAGCUAAGAGGAUAAAUGAGACUGACAAGAUCCGUUCCUCUUAGAAAGUAUUAGUGUCACGGAAUUAUUAUUGAGACGUGCAGCGUUCGUGUUUAUAAGUUGAAGAAAUUAGUUCUCAUUGUGGAGGGUCGCCCUGCUUAGUUCAAUGUAGAGUAUUUAAGUUUAUAAGUAUAAAAACUCCUUUUAAUGUAUCUUAUGUGAGAUUUUAUAAUACGAAGAUCAAAAUUUUUCUCUUUUUUUGUAACACUUAUAUCAUAUUCAUAUCCAAUAUGAGGUUUUGUAACAGAAACAUCAUGUCAAUGUUAAUUUGCCCAAAUUGUCGCCGCUAUAUUUGAGAUGCAACAGGAAGAGCUUCUUGAUUGAGGCAAGCAAAUUUGUACUCCCCUUAAGAGGCCAAACGAAAAUUAGCGGCAAAGACUGCGGAAGAAUUGGAGAGAGAUGGCCAUGACGUAGCCACGUGGCAAGUGAACUUUAGCUUUAUGAAAAUCCAGCAUGGCAUAUAGAUUAGAUAAAUGUGGUCCCAUGAAAUAUAGCCGUUACUGCAAGAACGACUCCCUCGCCGUCUUCAGGUGAAAGCCAAAGACCUGGUUUAGACUGACUAAUAAGCUACCAACGGUUUCAUGGAAUGCAGGUAAAACUAGCCGUUAAGAAGUAUAUCUAAACAUGAAGACCCCAACCCACCCCGAUCUCUACUGACUUUGUCUCCCCCCCUCCCAAGGACACAACUAGAUUCCCUUUCCCUUUUUAUUUCUCCUCACUUCCCUUCUUCUCUCUAACUUCUUCCUUCCAUCUUUCUCCGCACAGUCACGGUCUUCUCUUAUCUGCAUCCAUAAAGGGGAACAAAGGAAUAGAGGAUAUCCAACUCAGCUCGUCUCCUUCCUUCUCUUUUCUCGCUCUUACUUCUGCAUUUUCAUGGAAAAUACUUGUCAUCUCUUCAAUGAAUCUAACCCAUUGCUUAAUGAGAAUGUUUCAGGUUCGGAGGACAAAUGGAACAUAAAACCACGAAAGAAACUUGUAUCUCCCUUUGUUCUUAGAAACGAGUUCUUCCUCUUUGCCCAUUUGUUUCUGUUUCUGUUUCUGCUACCGUUUUCAGCUCUGCUUGUUUCGGGCCAACACUGGGAUGGAGUGAUUGUAACCCAAGCUGAUUAUCAAGCUCUUCGAGCCAUAAAACACGAACUCGUCGACUUCAGAGGAUUCCUACGCAGCUGGAAUGAUAGCGGCUAUGGAGCUUGCUCAGGUAGGUGGGCUGGAAUCAAGUGUGUUAAGGGACAAGUCAUCGCUAUCCAGCUUCCUUGGAGGGGAUUAGGUGGCCGUAUUUCCGAGAAGAUUGGUCAGCUUCAAGCUCUUAGGAAGCUUAGCCUCCAUGAUAAUGUUCUUGGCGGUCCAGUCCCUUGGUCUCUUGGGUUCCUCCCCAAUCUCAGAGGGGUAUAUCUCUUCAACAACAGGCUUUCAGGUUCCAUCCCUCCUUCUGUUGGUAACUGUCCUGCUCUGCAAACUCUUGAUUUGAGUAACAAUUCACUCUCUGGUAUGAUUCCUCCUAGUCUUGCCAACUCUACUAGGUUAUAUAGACUUAAUCUGAGCUACAAUUCUUUGUUGGGUUCCAUCCCCGUUCGUCUCACCCGGUCACCUUCUCUCACCAUUCUAGCUUUGCAACAUAACAAUCUUUCUGGUUCUGUCCCAGAUACAUGGGUUGGAACAGGAAACAGUUCUUACCAACUUCAGAUCUUGACCCUUGAUCACAACUUCCUCACUGGAGCGAUUCCAGUUACCCUGCGCAAGUUGAGUUUACUUGAACAAAUUUCUUUAAGCCAUAACCAGAUUUCUGGGACCAUACCUGAUGAACUAGGGACACUAUCAAAACUCCAGAUGCUAGACUUAUCAAGCAAUGCUAUCAAUGGGACCUUCCCUUCUAGCUUUUCCAACCUCUCCUCUCUUGUUUCUUUAAACCUUGAGGGCAAUCGCCUUGAUAACCAAAUCCCAGAAAGAUUAGACAAAUUGCAAAACCUCACAGUGCUCAAUCUGAAAAAUAAUAGAUUAAGCGGCCAGAUCCCAGCAACUAUUGGCAACAUAUCUGGCAUCAGCCAAUUAGAUUUAUCUGAAAACAAUUUUACUGGAGAAAUUCCGGAUUCACUUGCCAGCCUAACCAAUCUUAGUCAUUUCAAUGUUUCUUACAAUAAUCUCUCUGGUGCUGUCCCAUCUCUCCUAGCCAAAAACUUCAAUUCAAGCUCUUUUGUGGGCAAUCUUCAGCUCUGUGGCUACAGCACAUCAACCUUAUGUCCUUCUCCCUCCCCUCUCAAUCUUUCACCUGCACCUGCAGAGGCACCCAAACAUCAUCACAGAAAACUCAGUAUCAAGGACAUCAUCCUCAUAGCAGUUGGUGGCCUCCUAGCGAUACUAUUAAUUUUAUGCUGCAUCUUACUCUGCUGCUUACUGAAGAAAAAAGCUACCUUGAAACAAAAGAGUGGUAAAAUGGGGGCUGCCAUAGGAAAAACUGAGAAGGCAGUUCCUGUGGCAGGCACUGAAGUUGAGUCAGGCGGUGAAAUGGGUGGAAAGUUAGUCCACUUUGAUGGUCCAUUUGUUUUUACAGCUGAUGAUCUAUUAUGUGCCACUGCGGAGAUAAUGGGGAAGAGCACUUAUGGUACAGCUUACAAGGCAACUUUAGAAGAUGGCAAUCAAGUUGCUGUGAAGAGGUUGAGGGAGAAGACUACAAAGGGACAGCGGGAGUUUGAGUCUGAGGCUGCUGCACUUGGAAAGAUCCGCCAUCCAAACCUCCUUGCCCUUAGGGCCUAUUACUUGGGACCCAAAGGAGAGAAGCUUCUUGUAUUUGAUUACAUGCCCAAAGGAAGUCUUGCAUCUUUCCUCCAUGCUCGAGGGCCAGAAACCACCAUUGAUUGGCCAACAAGGAUGACAAUAGCACUUGGGAUUGCACGAGGAUUGAACUACCUACACACCCAAGAAAAUAUAAUUCAUGGAAACCUCACAUCUAGCAACAUACUACUUGAUGAGCAAACCAAUGCCCACAUUGCUGAUUUUGGCCUUUCUAGGCUAAUGACCGCUGCUGCCAGCACAAAUGUGAUUGCCACUGCAGGAACACUCGGCUACCGAGCACCAGAACUCUCAAAGCUCAAGAAUGCCAGCACAAAGACUGAUGUGUACAGCCUUGGAGUGAUCAUCCUGGAGCUCCUUACAGGGAAAUCCCCAGGUGAGCCGAUGAAUGGCAUGGACUUGCCCCAGUGGGUGGCAUCCAUUGUAAAAGAGGAAUGGACUAAUGAAGUCUUUGAUUUGGAGCUCAUGCGAGAUACACCAACCAUCAAUGAUGAGCUGCUUAACACUUUGAAAUUAGCUCUUCAUUGCGUUGAUCCCUCACCUGCAACACGCCCUGAAGUUCAGCAGGUUCUGCAGCAACUAGAAGAGAUCAAGCCCGAGGUGGCUGCUGGUUCUGGUGAUGAUGGAGAUAAAGUUCCACCAACAGCUGAAUAGAGUUUCUUCAUUGUUUACAGCAUUUUAGGGAGCAAUACAAUAAAUAAAGGGUUCACAGAAAUUCAUUAUAGGAGAAAGAAAGAGAGAGAUAGAGGAGGGGGGACGGGGUUUACUCAACCGAUUUUUUUAUUCUUAUUAUUAUUUGCUGUUUCAUAUAUGUAAAUAUAAGUUGUUUUGAAUGAGUAUUCUUUUUGUCUAAGACAAUAAAUGUAUUCUUUGCAAUUCAUGCUUAAUGUUAUUAAGAGAGAA
Messenger RNA from Theobroma umbraticum, 4549 nucleotides. Its product is annotated as probably inactive leucine-rich repeat receptor-like protein kinase IMK2. Gene Ontology annotation, biological process: protein phosphorylation. The record is from RefSeq and is a predicted model, not a curated record. Gene Ontology annotation, molecular function: protein binding; protein kinase activity; ATP binding. NCBI's taxonomy places the organism in Eukaryota, Viridiplantae, Streptophyta, Magnoliopsida, Malvales, Malvaceae.